AUGGAACUGACGAAGCGCAAGGUGGGUCCGAGCCCUUCUUCCUCUCCUCCUCUUUCCCCUGGAAGCAAGGGCAUUCGUGUAACUGAGUUCGAUUCGCGCCCUGUAUGUAUGAAUGAGAUUCCUCGUCGCUACGUACAACAAGGGGUUCAACUCUUGCUAACGCGCGACUCGGAUGCCAGGAGAUGUUGGACAUUAUCGGGAUUUACACGAGAGCUCCAAGAGAUGUUUCUACCAGUUGGAUAUCCGGAUAGCGUAAGCGAAGAUUACCUUAGUUUUCAGUUUUGGGAUACAUUACAGGCAAUGUGCAGCUACCUUCGUGGGGUAUUGGCGACUCAAUCAGUUUUACAAAGUGUUGGUGUAGGUGAUGACAAAGCUACACCGUUAGCAGCAGCAUUGCAAUGGGUUCUUCGUGAUGGGUCGGGAAUGAUUGGAGGAUUGACUUUUGCCUAUUUUGUUGGACCAAAAUUUGACAUAAAUGUUAAACGUUGGCGUUUAUUUGCUGAUGUGAUCAACGACGUGGGAUUAACACUUGAUAUGGUUGCUCCAUACUUUCCCACUUUGGUAACUGAAGUACUCUGUGUCUCAAGUAUUUGCAAGACAAUGUGUGGAGUGGCUGCAGGUGCUACAAGAUCGUCGCUUAUGACGCAUUUUGCUAAACGAGAUAAUAUGGCUGACUGUGCUGCAAAAGAAGGAUCGCAAGAGACAGCUGUGAAGCUUUUUGGAUUGCUCUUUGGCAUGUAUUUCGCCAAUGCAGUCAAUUCGUCACCUUUUGCGGUUUGGUUUGCUUUUCUACUCCUUACGCUUGUGCAUGUAUAUGCUAAUUACAAUGCAGUAGCAUGUUUGUGUAUUCCCACGAUUAAUCGUACUAGAGGUCUUCUUCUUGUACAACGUUUCUUGGCUUGUAAUUACAAUCAUAAUAAAGAACAGGUGGCUCAUCAACUUGGAAAUUAUUCUAUUCGCAGUAUAAAUCAAAACGAACCGAUUUUUAAGGAUCCGAAAGUGCCAGUAACGACUCAUGUAAUCAUGGGAUCCGAACUCCGUCAAACUGUUUGGACUUCAACAGAUCUUGAUCAAUUGCUUCGUGUCUAUGAAGACGAAGCAUAUUUACUUACAAUUGUACAUAAUCACGUCCAUGUCAUGUUUCGAGAUGAAGCAACACCAAAAGAUGAGCUUCGGGCAUUUUUUCAGGCUAUUUUGGUGUUACAAGCUCUAACGUCUGCUUCACCUACUUCUGCGAUUGAGCAUCAACCAUUACUUGAGUCAACGCAUGGCAAAAUGAACGAUCAAUGUGCUAUAAAAAGCUGGUUAGUUGCGUUUCUUCUCAUCUUUCAAUCUCUGCAUACGAUGGCGUUAUCACCCGCUUCUUCAAUGCCUGAUCUCUGUCUGCUUAUUAAGCAACGAGAUAUAGCACGGCUCCGGCUAGCGCUUGAGACGUAUCCUACUCUUGUUCAUCAGUAUCGAUGGUCUGGCGUAACGGGAUUGCAUCGAGCAGUUUCCAUCGGUGAUAUCAAAGCCGUUGCCUUGUUGUUGGAAUUUGGUGCUGAUGUGAAUCAACGAAGCAUAUGGGGUUGGUAUACUCCACUUCAUUUAGCUUGCAAAAGUGGUUGUGAAGAGAUUAUUUGGUUACUGCUUCAAAAUGGAGCCAAGUGGGAGACGCUUGAUAAGGCUAAAAGGACUCCAUUGCAAUGGGCCAUUUGUGCAGAAUGA
Messenger RNA from Plasmopara halstedii, 1707 nucleotides. RefSeq lists its product as uncharacterized. Gene Ontology annotation, molecular function: protein binding. The record is from RefSeq and is a predicted model, not a curated record. The transcript has 7 exons. NCBI's taxonomy places the organism in Eukaryota, Oomycota, Peronosporomycetes, Peronosporales, Peronosporaceae. Bases 1 to 1707 code for a protein of 568 amino acids.